UUUCCACCUCAUCUUCUCCCUCUGGUACAGUUGGCGCUUCGAUUUGGUUGAGAUUCGAUUCUGCGUGCGAGAGCAGAGUUUUUUCUUUUCUUUUCUUUCUGGAGCAGACGAAACUUGAAGCAGAGGGCUCGGGCCCAUUCAGCUCACAAAGGCCCCGAGGAGGCCUCCUAGAGCGUUGCCGUCGGCAAGCCCACUGCAAUCUCAUCCAGCAGUGCUACGGGGGUGGGUGAUGCUGGCCUUGUGGAGCUGUAGCAUACGUGUAUAGGCGGAGCAAGCAACGUGGCGGUCCGUUGAGCGACAGAUGUUACCGAACACCGACGAGCCGGACAUGGACAGCGCACGCCGCCGUCUGCCUAGGCUGGCGGCGGCAAAAUGUCCAACUCCACCGAAGCUGCGCGGCGCGGCAAAUAUGAUUCAGAUCUCGUCGUAACUCCAUCGCAGCAUUUGAAUUGACAUUGAAUCCUUCUUUCAUUUCCGCGAAUGAGCAUUUGAUACCGCAUCUGCGUUUGAUAUCAUCAGAAGCCCGCCCAGAACGGCGGACCAGCGGCCGGCGCCGCACCGGCGAUGGGCGAGGAAGGCACGGAGUACCGGGGCCUCCCUGGCGGCGCGGGCGCCGCGCCCGCGCCAGCGCCGUCGCCGGCGUCGCUCUCGAUCGUGCCGCUCAUCUUCAUCAUCUUCUACGAGGUCUCCGGCGGGCCGUUCGGGAUCGAGGACAGCGUGGGCGCGGCGGGGCCGCUCCUCGCCAUCGCGGGCUUCCUCGCCCUCCCCGUCAUCUGGAGCGUCCCGGAGGCGCUCAUCACGGCGGAGCUGGGCACCAUGUUCCCGGAGAACAGCGGCUACGUCGUGUGGGUCGCCUCGGCGCUCGGCCCCUACUGGGGGUUCCAGCAGGGCUGGAUGAAGUGGCUCAGCGGCGUCAUCGACAACGCUCUCUACCCCGUCCUCUUCUUGGACUACCUCAAGUCCGGCGUCCCGGCGCUGGGCGGAGGCGCGCCCAGGACGGGCGCUGUCCUUGGGCUGACCGCGCUGCUGACGCUCCUCAACUACCGCGGGCUCACCGUCGUUGGCUGGGCUGCCAUCAGCCUCGGGGUCUUCUCCCUCUUGCCUUUCCUCGUCAUGGGCUUCAUCUCCAUCCCCAAGCUCCGGCCGGCGAGGUGGCUCGAGGUCGAUCUCCACAACGUCGACUGGAACCUGUACCUGAACACUCUGUUCUGGAACCUCAACUACUGGGACUCGAUCAGCACCUUGUCCGGCGAGAUCAGGAACCCUGCCAAGACUCUGCCCAAGGCCCUGUUCUACGCGGUCAUCUUCGUGGUCGUCGGCUACCUGUACCCUCUCCUCACCGGGACCGGCGCGGUGCCUCUGGACAGGGGGCAGUGGACGGACGGCUACUUCGCGGACAUCGCGAAGGUGCUCGGCGGCGCGUGGCUGAUGUGGUGGAUGCAGGCGGCGGCGGCGAUGUCCAACAUGGGCAUGUUCGUGGCGGAGAUGAGCAGCGACUCGUACCAGCUCCUGGGCAUGGCGGAGCGGGGCAUGCUGCCGGCCUUCUUCGCGACCCGGUCGCGGUACGGGACCCCGCUGGUCGGCAUCCUCUUCUCGGCCUCCGGCGUGCUGCUGCUGUCCACGAUGAGCUUCCAGGAGAUCGUGGCGGCCGAGAACUUCCUUUACUGCUUCGGCAUGCUCCUCGAGUUCCUGUCGUUCGUCCUGCUGCGGGUGAGGCGGCCCGACGCCCCGCGGCCGUACAGGGUGCCGCUGGGCACAGCCGGGUGCGUGGCGAUGCUGGUGCCCGCGACGGCGCUGAUCGUGGCGGUGCUCGCGCUGUCGACGCUCAAGGUGGCGCUGGUGAGCCUCGGCGCCGUGGCUGUCGGGCUCGUGCUGCAGCCGGUGCUCAAGUUCGUGGAGAAGAAGCGGUGGCUCAGGUUCUCCGUCAACUCGAACCUCCCCGGCAUCGACGUGGCGCUCCAGCCCGCCGCUCCCGACGAGCCGUUGAUCGUGUAGGGCGCGAAAAAAGAAUCGGCGUAGACCUCAGGUUCUGAAUUGCUGAAAGUUAUGGUUUGCGGAGUUUUUGUCAGGCAGUGAGAUGAAUUUCGAGUAAACCAAAUAUCGAUUUGGAAGGGAGCAUCUGAAGUGAUCAUCACGUGUUUCAUUCACGAUUGUCCGAAAACAUGUUUUAGAGCUCAUGCACCUC
Molecule: messenger RNA, 2185 nt
Organism: Triticum urartu
Lineage: Eukaryota; Viridiplantae; Streptophyta; Magnoliopsida; Poales; Poaceae
Source: RefSeq, a predicted model, not a curated record